AUGUCAAUCUUGACUGAUAUUAAAAAUAUAAAAUCGGUGCUACCAUCGGUCAAUUUAUCAGUCACCUACUCAGUUCCAACUGAAUACAGUGGAAACAUGAGGAGCUUACUACUAUUUUGUAUAGUUUCCGCGGCUUUAGCUUAUGUAAGCUGCCGGGAUUUGGUGAGAGAAAAACGGGAUGCCGAUUUAGAAGUCGCAGCAAGUGGGCACGGAGGAAAAUGGGACAAAGGAGGUGGCAAGGAGCACCAUGAACAUCAUCACCACGACCACGGUGAGAAAGGACACAAGGGUUACAAGGGGCACCACCACGAAGAACAUGGCAAAAAGGGCCACCACCAUCACGAGGGUCAUAAAGGACACCAUGAUGAACAUGGUGGUCACAAGAAACAUCAUCACCACGACGACGGUCACCAUCACGAACACCAUCACGGUGAGAAAGGACAUAAAGGACAUGGCCAUCAUGAAGAAGGACACUAUCAUAAGGGACAUUCAACCAAGGGCCAUCACGGAGUCCACAAACAUGAUGAAUUCAAGAAGGAAAAGCAUUUCCACGAUCAUCAUCACGACGGCGGUCACCAUGAACACCACGGAGGUCAUCACGAAGAACAUGGUCACAAGAAGGGCGGUGGAUUCCACAAAGGUCACAAACAUGGUGGUCAUCAUCAUCACGAACAUGGCAAGAAAGGUCAUCAUGAGAAGGGAGGACACCACCACGACCACAAGGGACAUCACGAUGAAGGAGGUCAUCAUGAGCAUCAUCAUCAUCACCAUGAUCAUGGCAAGAAGGGAGGUCAUGAGGACCACAAGCACUGGGGUUACAAGAAGGGACACAAAUAA
Messenger RNA from Danaus chrysippus (African queen), 837 nucleotides. The record is from the annotation of a GenBank genome assembly. NCBI's taxonomy places the organism in Eukaryota, Metazoa, Arthropoda, Insecta, Lepidoptera, Nymphalidae.